UUUGAUGAAAACAGGAAGAGAACGACUAGGUGAGUGUUAACAAAACAUUACGUUAUCGUUUGAGUCAGUUUUCCCCUUAUUGACUGUGGAGGGAAGGAGAUUCACGAUGAACUUCUGACAGUGAAGAAGUUGGCAGAGCAGGGCAGAUUCUCCAGGAUCUAGAUGACUGUCUAUGAAGAGUCCAAACUUCAUCCUCCAGACUUCAGUGAUGAAUCUGGAUCCUCAGACACAAGAUAACUGCUACAAACGUCUGGAACUGUGUUUAGUGUUGAGGACCUGCAGCUUCCUGUUUCUACUGUCACAUCAGACUGACUAAAGUCCAGAAGAUGGAGGAAGAGAAGGACGGAGCAGAGUCUACAGUAUCCAGCUGUCUGUCUAUGAAGAGUGACUGGUCCAAAGAUGAACCUCCAGACAUCAGUAUAGAACCUGGACCCUCAGACACGAAAGGUCAGUACCACAGACAGAGAGCAGAGUCUACAGUAUCCAGAAGAUCCAAAGAUGAACCUCCAGACAUCUGUAAAGAACCUGGACCCUCAGACACAAAAGAGAGGAAGAGGAGUCCUGUUUCUGUGGAGGAGCAGCCAUCCUCCUGUGCUUUGUGUCAGGACGUCCUGAAGGAUCCAGUCUCUACCAGCUGUGGACACUGGUUCUGCAGACAGUGCAUCACCUCAUACUGGGACCAGUCUGCUUCAUCAGGACACUCCUCCUGUCCCCAGUGUGGACAAAGACGCAGAACAACAGAUGGUCUGCAGAAAGUUUUAGAUGAACAUAAGAUCAGUUUGAGGAGGAGAAGUGAACAUGUGACUGAAGGAACUGAUGUGAGAGGAAGAGGAACCCUCCUCAACAGGAUCUACACUGAACUCUACAUCACAGAGGGACGCAGUGAAGAGGUUAAUACCCAACAUGAGGUGAAGCAGCUUGAGACAGCUUCCAAGAUGAAGGCCCUCCACGACACUCCAAUCAGGUGCCAGGACAUCUUUAAAGACUUACCUGACCAACAGAGACACAUCAGAGUGGUUCUGACCUACGGCGUCGCUGGCAUUGGAAAAACCUUCUCAGUGCAGAAGUUCAGUCUGGACUGGGCAGAGGGGUUGGAAAACCAAGAAGUCAGUGUGGUGAUUGUGCUUUCGUUCAGGGAGCUGAACUUGAUCAAAGAUGUGCAGUACAGUCUUCUCAGGCUGCUCCAUGUUUUCCAUCCAACAUUACAGAAGGUCACAGCAGAGGAGCUGGCUGUCUGGAAACCUUUGUUCAUCUUUGACGGCCUGGAUGAAAGCAGACUUUCAUUGGACUUCAACAACAGUGAGGUUGUGUCUGAUGUGACACAGAAGGCAUCAGUCAACGUGCUGCUGACAAACCUCAUCAAGGGGAACCUGCUUCCCUCGGCUCUGGUCUGGAUCACUUCCAGACCUGCAGCAGCCAAUCAGAUCCCUCCUACAUGUGUUGACAGGGUAACAGAAGUACGGGGCUUCACUGACGCCCAGAAGGAGGAGUACUUCAGGAGGAGGUUCAGUGAUGAAGAGCUGUCCAGCAGAAUCAUCUCCCACAUCAAGACCUCCAGGAGCCUCCACAUCCUGUGUGCAGUCCCAGUCUUCUGCUGGAUCACUGCUACAGUUCUGGAGCACAUGUUGACUACAGAGCGGAGAGGAGAGCUGCCCAAGACUCUGACUGACAUGUACUCACACUUUGUGAUGGUUCAGACAAAGAGGAAAAAGAACAAGUACCAUGAGGGACAUGAGACAAGUCCACAUGAGCUGAUGGAGGCUGACAGGGAAGUUCUUCUGAAGCUGGGGAGGCUGGCAUUUGAACAUCUGGAGGAAGGAAACAUCAUGUUCUACCAAGAAGACCUGGAGCGCUGUGAUCUGGAUGUGACAGAGGCCUCAGUGUACUCAGGAGUUUGUACAGAGAUCUUCAAAAGAGAGAGUGUGAUCUUCCAGAAAUUAGUCUAUUGCUUUGUUCAUCUGAGCGUUCAGGAGUUUCUGGCUGCAGUCUACAUGUUCCACUGUUCCACCAACAAGAAGACAGAGGUGGUGGAGAACUUCCUGGGUAAAGAUCACCAGUAUAAUACUAAAUGUUUGGAUGACUUCCUGUUUGGAAUUAUUGAGAAGUCCCUGCUCAGUAAAAAUGGCCACCUGGACCUGUUUGUUCGCUUCCUUCAUGGCCUCUCUCUGGAGUCCAACCAGAGACUCUUAGGAGGUCUGCUGGGUCAGACAGAGAACAGUCCAGAAAUCAUCAAUAGAAUUAUCAAACAGUUGAAGGAGAUGAACACUUAUAAAAUCUCUCCUGACAGAAACAUCAACAUCUUCCACUGUCUGAUGGAGAUUAACGACCUCUCAGUUCACCAGGAGAUCCAAGAGUUCCUGAAGUCAGAGAACAGAUCAGAGAAGGAAAUCUCUGAGAUCCACUGUUCAGCUCUGGCCUACAUGCUGCAGAUGUCAGAGGAGGUUCUGGAUGAGUUGAACAUGGAGAAGUACAACACAUCAGAGGAGGGACGACGGAGACUGAUCCCAGCUGUGAGGAACUGCAGAAAGGCUCGACUUGCUGGAUGUGGACUCUCACAGACUCACUGUGAAGUUGUGUCCUCAGCUCUGAAGUCCAACCCCUCCUAUCUGACAGAGCUGGACCUGAGUGACAAUGACCUGAAGGAUUCAGGAGUGAAGUAUCUGUCUGCUGGACUGGAGAGUCCAAACUGCAGACUGGACACUCUGAGGUUGAGUUGCUGCAGUUUGUCAGAGAUCAGCUGUGAUUCUCUGGGACCAGCUGUGAAGUCCAACCCCUCCCAUCUGAAACAUCUGGACCUGAGUAUCAACAACCUGAAGGAUUCAGGAUUAAAGCAGCUGUGUGGUUUUCUGGAGAGUCCAGACUGUAGACUGGAGACUCUGAGCAGCCUCAGCAGGGAAGUCCAGAAGGCUCUCUGGCCUCCAGAGGAGUCCUCAGGUUCACCCAGGCCAGACUGGAGAUAUAAUCCUCCCAUUGUGUCCUGGGCGACUCCGAGGCCUCCCUCCGGUAGGACAUGCCUGAAACAUCUCUAAUGAGAGGCAUCUGGGAUGCAUCCUCACCAGAUGCCCAAACCACCCCAACUGACUCCUCUCAACAUGAAGGAGCAGUAGCUCCUUCCGAGUGUCCUACCUCCUAACCCUGUCUCUAAGGCUGAACCCAGCUACCCUGUGAAGGAAAGUCAAUUCAGCCGCUUGUAUCCGCAAUCUUGUUCUUUUGGUCAUUACCCAGAGUUCAUGACCAUAGGUGAGGGUUGAAACGUAGACUGACCAGUCAAUUCAGAGCCUUGCCUUUUGUCUUUGGCUCUCUCUUCACCAUGACAAACCGGUUUAGCGCCGCAUCACUGCAGAUGCUGCACCGUUCCAUCUGUCGAUCUCCCGCUCUAUCCUACCCUCACUCGUGAACAAGAUCCCAAGAUACUUUAACUGCUCCACUUGAGGCAAGACCUCCUCCCUGGGCUCCAGUACGGGGCAUAAUCUGGUUCUUGGCAAUUAUAAUAAUUAAAGGAAAUAAUCGUUAAUCAGUUACUACAAAUAGUAAACUUCAGGGAACCAAACAAAUACAGUCUCAAAAAGGUUUUGAAGUGUGAGUUUGAGCUCUAGCUGUCAUGAAUCCAACAAAUAUUACUGUGUAUAAUUACAACAAACAACACAAUGCCAGAUUAAAUUAUAACAGGAUUUUUACAAGCAACAGUUAUCCAAUAUACAAUAUACAAUUAUACAAUAACAUUACAUACAAUAAUAAUUUAAUUAUUAAUGCUAAAAAUGAAGUUACUACAACUGGCAAUAAUAGGAAUGACAUAAGUGAUGUGUGUCUGUGCAUGUGUGUGUAUGUAUGUGUAUGAAAAGGGGAUGGAGACAGAGAGAGAAUGGUGAUGUCACGGGAGUGACGUGAGCAAGAUGGCAACCGAGUCACGUGGCCAAGACGACGAUGACGUGAUGUGGACUGCGUUGCUUCUGCUGAGCCAAGAUGGCGUCUCGUUAAGAGCCAAAUCUACGGCAGAUGCAGAGUCGUGCGUGUGGAGGAUGCACAUGAGUGUGAAAGAGGUGGGGAGAGAGAGAGAAAGAGAGAGAUUUUUAAAGGUGAGAAUGUCUCUAGACACACAUCUAGCACCACCUCUGGAUAAAAUCAGCCAUGUCACUCACUACCUUAAAAAACCUAAAAUCAAUCCACACUCUGGUUUUCACUGAUGAAAUAAAAAUAGGAACUGCCUUCUGUCCCACUCUGUCCACUGUGUUUCUCCUACUACAGUAAAUGAACAUUUAAGCAACUCUGAGUAAAAACUUUAAAAGGUCCCACUUAGGGGCUUUGGCCUUUUUACCACUAACCAAGGUGACGUUACCAUGUCACAUUAAAACAAUUAAAAACUAUUUCUAAAAUAUAAAAAAUGUCCUGAGUCUGUUGCAGUCAUAAAAGCAGUGAAAGGCAGUCUCUGUUUGCCCACAAAAAGGACAGUUGCUGGAUACUGUCGGGUUUAUAGUGGAGAUAAAAGCGUUAACUGCAACAGCUCCGCAUAGAAUCCUCCAAUGUAAAUCUGCAGAUCUUUUGUUAAUUGGUGGUUUAUAAAGGCAGUAGUAGCUCAGGAGGUAGAGCGGUCAUCCAAUAACUGAAAGGUUAUUGGCGGUUCAAUUCCGCCCUAUCCCUAGUCUGUCUGUUGUGUCCUUGGGCAAGACCCUUAACCCACCUCCUCCCAGGGGUGUGCUCACUGGUGUAUGAUUGCAAGUGAGUGAUGUUUGGUGGUGGUCGGAGGCUGUAUGCGCAAACUGGCAUCCACGUAUCCGUCAGCCUGCCCCAGGGCAGCUGUGACUACUGGGGUAGUUUACCACCACCAGGGUGUGACUGUGUGAGCGAAUGAAUAAUGCAUACAGUUGUCUGUAAAGGUUCUCAGUCAUCCAGGUCAUGAUGAUCCAAAAGUCAUUGAAUAAAGGCAACUGGACUUCACCUGUACUGCCACCAGAAACUUGCUAGACCAAAAACUGGGGUCACUAUUUCCAUAAUGGCUGGUACUUACCUAUCGUUGAAAGGGAAGAACUGUGUGCCUGGGGUCCUUACCCUAUGAAUGGAGCUCUAACGAGGCUAUUGUUGGUGAGAGCCUCCAGUCUCCCACUCUCUGAUGGGUGUACCCACAGAGUUUUUCCUAUUUAAACCUCAACUUCCCACUAGUCUAUCAGAAAUGAAGAAGCUACUCAGAAGAGUGGCGAAACGUCUUCAAGAAAUUCUACAAGUCCAGUUGCCUUUAUUUAACACCUUUUGAAAUGCGUACAAUUGCAAGUGCUUUGAGCAUCUAUAAAUGGAAAAGGGGCAAUAUAAAACCAAUGCAUCAUUAUUUUUAUUAUUAUCAUUAAAAAAUCUUCCACUCCGGCCUCACUCCUCUGCUGCAGCUCAGACCUCCACAGUGUCCUCUCGACUGACCAGUUUGCCUCUGUUUAAGGCUUUCACCAAGGAAUUAUACACCACUUUUCCUUUUGGCAGCACAUAAAUCCACCGCAUCUGAGGUUGAAGAGUCGUUCAUAUUAGUUGUGAAGACCAGCUCAGGAAAGGGGUCAUCCUCAUCUGGAGUUUCCGGCCCAUCUUUAUACUCCUGUAGCAUCUCUAGUUCCUCCUCUGUCAGCCUCUUUAUCCACAGUCUCAAGAAGUUCCUGGUCUGUCGAACCAACUUCUGCCUCAGAUGUAGAGCCACCGCUGAUGCGUCUCCCAGACCAUGUACAGCUACAUCUACCAAUACCCACAGCGUGAAGAGUCCACAGGAGCUCAGCAUCUUGGAGAGACCUGGUGUUGAGUUGUCCUCUAUGUCCAGUCUGGCUUCUUUGAUGAGAGGCUCCUCUAAGAGCCAGUGAAGAGAGCUGGUUGGGUCAAGUCUCUUCCUCGAUAAAACCAAGGUAUCUAGUCCCAGUCCUUCUGUCCUUCUUAAAAUACAUCUUGCCACGUCCCUCCACAUCAGAUCUUUUGGACCUAAAAGGUGUGUCUGUAAAAACUGCAGUCUGAAUGUUGAUAAUCUACUCAGGAUAUGUACCAGGCCAUGUCCCCCCUUGCAUUUAGCACAGUUUGUAGCUUUGCUGUUAGACCUUUAGGAGUUCUAAACAGGCUAACGUGUGCCGAUGCUGAUUAAUAACCAACAUUCGCUCUAUAAGAAAGUUUGAGCUUCAACCAAUUCCAUUUAUUUAAUUUGGCUUUUAUCUUUUCUAUUACACCUUCCCAAUUUUGCUGUACAGUGUUAUCGUCCCCCAGAUAUACUUCAAGACAUUUAAAACUGUCUUUUUUCCACUUAAUUCUUCCUGGUAGUCUGGGUAACCCCCGCUUCCUGUUCCUUAAUGCCAGUGCUUCACUUUUCUCCCAAUUAACUUUUGAAGCAGAUAUCACACCAAAAUCUUGAAUUAUGCUUUCCAGUUUACUGACCUCUUCCUGGUUCUGAAUAAAAAUAAUAAGAUCAAUAAUAAGAUCAUCAGCCUAAGCAGAUGUCUCACACUAAAACCUUGUAAAAACACCACUUCCAUUGUGGCUCUUAUUUUACACAGCAAAGGCUUGAUAGACAAUGUAUACAGCAUUCCCGACAGAAAGCAGCACUGUCUCUACCCCCUACCCACUCUGAAGGGGACACUUAAGUCUCCAUUAAUCUUCAGUACACUUUCUAUGUCUUGGUGCAACACUUUGAUUGUGGCGACCAGAACUGAGGCCCAACCUCUCCAAGAUCUUCCAGAGGUAAGAUGGUGCUCAACCCAGUCAAAGGCCUUUACCAGGUCCAACAAAAUAAGACCAGUGUUAAUGCCCAAAGACCCAGAGAUGUCCAAAAGACCCUGAAUUAGAGAAACAUUACCUAUCAUAGACCUACCAGGCACACAGUACGUCUGAUCACUCUGGACUAAGAUAAGAUCCAUCACCUCUUUCAGUCUAUUGGCCAGUGCUUUGGACAGAAAUGUAUAAUCUGAACAAAGGAGAAAGAUGGGACACCAGUUCUUUAUCUCUUGACAUAACAGUGUACUGUUGACAGAGCUGCUUUAUUUCUAUUUUUCCGUAAUCCCACCUCUGCCUCAUAGAUUUAAAGUCUGAUUUCCUCUGCUUAAAACAUCUCCAAAAAAAUCUAAAAACAUCUUUAAAAUGGAAGUCAUCUAAAAAAACAGUGUUACAAUGCCAGUAAGCGGUCUUGGACUUCAAGUUAGAAAUUAAAACAUUACUAAUGACUACAAAUUAUCAGUAAAACCACCCGGCAGCAUUCUGCAGUCUUUAAAAACAUAAAAAUUAUGUUUGAAACAAGAAAACUGAUCCAACCUAGCUAAAGAAAUAACAUCAUCUCUAGAGUGGGCCCAGGUAUAUUGUCUUCUGUCUCCAUUCAUUUUUCUCUACACAUCCACCACAUCAUGCGAUUUCAGUGCAUGCUUUAAAAACAAGCUGUGAUGCAGUGUGUGGUUCUAGGUGGUUUCUGUCUAACAGAUGAUUCUCUGUACAGUUAAAAUCUCCUUCCCCCUUAGAAAAUAGAAUGGCCACCCCCCUACUGGUGGAGGUCUUAUGGCUCUGUACCACCUCCCCCUCCCAUUCCCUGUUCCAGUCGGACUCGUUGGAAACAUCACUGUGAGUCUCGUGAACAAACAUAACAUCAGACCUUUUAAAUUCCAUCAGUUCAUAUAAAGUAGACCUUUUCUCUGUUUCUCUUGGCCCGUUUAUGCUUAAAGUGCUCAGUGUAAUGUGAGUCAUAGUGGAAAAAAAUUAAAAGUAGACAGAAAACUUCCAAUCUACUUACUUUAAAAGAAGCACUACAGCUGAUAAUUACAAUAUCACUACACAAUAGCCGAGCCAGUGAACCGGAGUUUGACUCGUCGGGUUUUGGCCCUUGAUCCAGUGAUAUUGUCUAAUUAGCUGAUCACAGUGGACGGCUGACAACAAAAAUGAGCAGCACUUACAACUUUCACAAAUGAAAAAUAAACUACCAGACACGUAUUUGGUUCAGUUUGUUAAGAGAUCAGGUAGUUCCUUGUCAUUCUGUGGUUUGGCUCAGCUCUUUGCAGCUUGAACAUGACGGGCCUGUACCAGCUGGUGUACGGUGGAUGCUCCUCAGCGAGGACGUGGGAAAAUGCAGUUUACCCGGGAGAACCCUAACAUGCAGGCAGAGAUUCAGCCCAGAGCAACACCAGCAAAGAAUUUACCAGAAGACGUUUCAUCCGAGUAGCAUCUUCAGUUCUGAGAGACUAGUGGGAAGUUGAGGUUUAAAUAUAAAACUCUGUGGGUAAAACCAUCAGAAACUUGCAAGACCAGAAACUGGUGCCACUAUUUCCAUAAUGGCUGGUACUUACCUGUGCUUGAAUGGGGGGAACCCUAUGAAUAUAGCUCUUAUGAAGCUAUUGUCAGUGGGAGCCUCCAGUCUCCAGGCGAAAAUGGUGUUGAAACUUCUUUGGGACAGAAGUGAAGACUGAAUUGUAAUUAGAUGGCAGAUCAAAUCUCAGUCCACCUCCUCUGUUUAGAGAAGGUUUUUCCACUUUGGCAUAGAUGGCUUCCUUUACUCCUCUCUCAAACCACCUGUCCUCUCUG
Molecule: messenger RNA, 8514 nt
Organism: Mugil cephalus (flathead mullet)
Lineage: Eukaryota; Metazoa; Chordata; Actinopteri; Mugiliformes; Mugilidae
Product: protein NLRC3-like
Exons: 8
Coding region: 327-3029 (900 amino acids)
Molecular function (GO): protein binding
Source: RefSeq, a predicted model, not a curated record